CUGGGAUUAGUUGUCUGAGUGAUGAGAUUGUAUUGCAAAACGUUGUUGUGAACCAUUAGAGUCAGCUGUCCGUUGUUGUGUUUCUACGGUUUUAGAUUUUUUUCCUUUUUUGUAAAUUCUUCUGCAACCAUUCCAGUGUACUUAUAGUCUACGUAGAAUAUAAAUAUAUUUGAAAUCUAUGAAUCUUUAUAAAUAGUGUUAAAAUAAAUAAAUAUUUACUGUGAUUUAUUACUUAUCUUUAUUUUGGAAAAAAUUCCCCUAAUAGUAAAAGUAUCAAGAAAUGAAAUGGACAAAUAAAAAACACAAAAUCGCAGCUACUCGACACAUUUUAAAUAAAUGACUCCCCGAGACAAGUGACUUCACAAAUUGUAGGUCAGUCAAGUUUUGAAUUAACAUUUAUUCAUCAGAGCUUGCUCUGUUAGAUACUGAGCAUGCUGUUGACGAUGAAAUUUACUAUAACUACUAGAAAAUCAGUUGAAAAACGCCGAUAUAACUCGUAAUGAUGAAGAUUAAUGGACGGCUUGAGACCAAACUCUUCGUCGUCAGUAUUUGGAGUUGGGAUGUAACCGCAAAUGAUUUUUGCAUCAUUUGCCGAAUACCAUUGAACGAUUUGGGUUUACGUUUUUAACCGUUGAAUGAGCUGGAUAGAUGCAUUGUUAUGUACUAUCAUUCAUUAUAUAAUUGCUACAUGUCAGAGAGUAAGUAUCUUUCUCGUGAUAAAUUUUACUACGCAUAUUGUACUUUUAGGGCUCAAACAAAGACAGCGGCGUUCACCCUUUCAAAUAGAUUAUAUAAUUUCGAGGACAGAAAAAUCGCUCAUAGGUUUUAUAAAUAUAGUCACGCUUUCAAAUAAAACAGUCAUUUCACGCAUUUGUUAUGUUUAAGAAGUUCUGUACUUCAAACAUAAUAUGUUGGCUAAUCAGAGGAAGAAAAACAGAUGUGUCGAUGUUUAUCUUUUUGUUUAAAUACAGGUGAGUCUCAUUUAACUCUUAAAAUGAUGAAUUUGAAAGACUUAUCUGGUAAGGGUUUGGGUAAAGUGGAUAAAAACGCUGCUUGCGUUGCCGAUUUAAACUGGAAUUUAUUGAAGGAAAAUAUUAGUUUACCUUCUGCUGUGUUAUAUGAAGAAUGUAUUGAUCAUAAUCUCCGGUGGAUGCAACGAUUCAUACGAGAAUAUAACUUUCAAUUGGCACCACAUGGGAAAACUACAAUGGCUCCAAAACUAUUCUCGAGACAGUUAAAACAAGGAGCAUGGGGAAAUAAGCCGUAUGUCUAUCACGCGUAGUUUCAAACAUCUAAAUACAACUAAUAGGCAAACUGUAUGUGGAUGCCGUGAUAACGAAACAUUCCCAUUACGCUGGCCACUGCACCUCAAGUUCAAGCAGCGUAUGAAGGCGGGGUUCGACGUGUUUUGAUGGCUAAUCAAUUAGUUGGAAAACAAAAUAUGUCAAUUAUAUCGAGUCUUCUUGUUGAUUCAACCUUUGAAUUCUUUUGUUUGGUGGACUCGAUUGAAAAUGUUAAUCAGCUUGGUAAAUAUUUUAAAGAGACUGAACAAUGUCUCAAUGUUCUGCUUGAAGUUGGUAUGAAUGAUGCAAGAACAGGUGUAAGAGAUGAAAGUCAGCGUGAUGCCGUUCUAACUGCUAUUCGUCAAUGGCCUGAUAAUCUUAUGCUAGCAGGCGUCGAAGUUUUUGAAGGUGUUUUAAGCGAAGAGCAAUCAGUUCGUACGCUUCUACAACGAGUAGCUGAAUGGACUGUAAAAUUGGUGGACAAUAAAGAUAUACGUUACCGUCCGGCAAUUUUGACUGGUGCUGGAAGUGCAUGGUAUGAUGUAGUCGCAGAAGAAUUUGAUAAGGUAGUGGGCAAUAGAACGGAUGUUGAAAUUGUUUUACGACCAGGAUGUUACCUGUCUCACGAUGCUGGGACAUACAAAACAGCUCAAGAGAAAAUUUUGCAACGAAAUCCAAUUGCAAAACAGAUAGGCCAGGGCCUUCGUCCUGCUCUACAUAUUUGGGCGUAUGUUCAAUCCAUACCAGAGUCAAAUCGAGCAAUUAUCUCAAUGGGAAAGCGUGAUGUCGCUUUCGAUGCGGGAUAUCCCAUGCCUUCACUUCACUAUCGCUCUGGUUGGGCUGAACCUCGAAAAAUGGAGGAUAAUAUAUGGGAGGUGACAGGUUUGAUGGAUCAACAUGCCUUUAUGCGCAUUCGAGAAGGCGACGAUUUAAGAGUAGGCGAUAUGAUUGCAUUUGAUAUCUCUCAUCCCUGUCUCACAUUUGACAAAUGGAAAUACAUACUCAUCGUCGAUACAAAUUUUACAGUGAUUGACAUUGCCGAGACUUAUUUUUAA
Didymodactylos carnosus is the source of this 2338-nucleotide messenger RNA. The record is from the annotation of a GenBank genome assembly. NCBI's taxonomy places the organism in Eukaryota, Metazoa, Rotifera, Eurotatoria, Philodinida, Philodinidae.